Botrytis byssoidea is the source of this 624-nucleotide messenger RNA. RefSeq lists its product as uncharacterized. Bases 1 to 624 code for a protein of 207 amino acids. The transcript is spliced from 6 exons. Lineage: Eukaryota; Fungi; Ascomycota; Leotiomycetes; Helotiales; Sclerotiniaceae. The record is from RefSeq and is a predicted model, not a curated record. Gene Ontology annotation, molecular function: GTP binding; GTPase activity.
AUGGCGCAAGCAACUGGAACUUACAAUAAUCCCCUGAAGAAGUUCAAAUUGGUCUUCCUUGGGGAGCAAAGCGUUGGCAAGACUUCUCUUAUUACACGUUUCAUGUACGACUCUUUCGACAACAUGUACCAAGCAACGAUUGGUAUAGAUUUCCUCUCUAAAACUAUGUACUUGGAAGACAGAACUGUGCGAUUACAAUUAUGGGAUACUGCUGGACAAGAGAGAUUUCGAAGUUUGAUUCCUUCAUACAUUCGCGAUUCUAGUGUAGCCGUGGUGGUCUAUGAUAUUUCAAAUCGAAAAUCGUUCCAAAACACAAGGAAAUGGGUGGACGACGUCAGAGGAGAACGAGGAAACGAUGUCAUUAUUGUAUUGGUUGGCAACAAGACAGAUUUGAACGACAAAAGAGAAGUAACUACAAGCGAGGGUGAAGAGGAGGCAAAGAAGAACAACUUGAUGUUCAUUGAAACCAGUGCAAAACUGGGUCACAACGUGAAGACUUUAUUCAAGAGGAUAGCUCAGGCUUUGCCUGGGAUGGAAGGCGCUGAUAAUGCAGCGACGCCGAACCAAAUGAUUGAUGUUAACGUCAACCCAACUCCUGCAAGUCAAGAAGGAUGUGCAUGUUAA